CGUUUACUAGUUGGUCGAUUUAAGAUUUCGUAUUCUCCAUUAAACUUUAGUGUUAAAGAAAGCUUUCAGAUUAUUGGAAUGGGAAAUUGUCUCUCAGCUUCGACACCUCCCACCCAAUCAAAUGCUCCCAUUUCAGUGGAGGAGGGUGUGAAAGUCUUCACGGUGGCAGAGCUGAAGAAAGCGACUAAUGAUUUUGGAAACCAGAUGGAAAUAGGAGAAAGCUUGGGAUACAUCAAUCCCAAGACGUUAUCUCCGGCAAAGAAUGGUGUUGGCAUGGCCGUCGCGGUCAAGAAAAUUUACUUAGCCAAUGAACAAGCUUUUCAAGAUUGGCUUGUUGACGUAGAGUUUCUACGACAUAAUUCUCAUCCAAGCUUGGUGAAACUCAUUGGCUACGGUUAUGAUCGUGAUAUGUUGUUUAUUGUGUCUGAAUACUUUCCAAAUGGAAGCUUAGGAAGUUACAUUGAUAGAGAUAGUCGUCCAAAGUCAUUGUCGUGGGAGACACGACUCAAGAUAUCCAUAGGAGCGGCUCAAUGUCUUGCCUUCUUGCACUCUAGGAAGCAAGCCGGCCUCUACCGCAGAUAUCUCACCGCUUCUAAAAUCCUGCUCGAUUCGGACUUCAACGCAAGAGUUUCCUAUUUUGGAAAGCCAAAAGUUUCUCUUGAUGAACUGGUACACGCCACCCAGUUUGCAAAUGAAGCACCGAGAUAUCAAUAUCCACCUCCCGAAUACAUACUCUCAGGCAACAAUCUUCUGCUUCAUCCUUAUAUCUUCUAGUUAAAAGUGACCAUUAAAUUCUGGCGCAGCGU
Messenger RNA from Arabidopsis arenosa, 806 nucleotides. NCBI's taxonomy places the organism in Eukaryota, Viridiplantae, Streptophyta, Magnoliopsida, Brassicales, Brassicaceae. The record is from the annotation of a GenBank genome assembly.